This is a messenger RNA of Pteronotus mesoamericanus, 8215 nucleotides long. It is a transcript of the gene NR2C2, whose product is annotated as nuclear receptor subfamily 2 group C member 2. Gene Ontology annotation, molecular function: zinc ion binding; RNA polymerase II cis-regulatory region sequence-specific DNA binding; nuclear receptor activity. The transcript has 14 exons. NCBI's taxonomy places the organism in Eukaryota, Metazoa, Chordata, Mammalia, Chiroptera, Mormoopidae. Bases 255 to 2045 code for a protein of 596 amino acids. Gene Ontology annotation, biological process: anatomical structure development; positive regulation of transcription by RNA polymerase II; cell differentiation. The record is from RefSeq and is a predicted model, not a curated record.
CUUCUCCGCGACCCCGGCGGCGCCCCCGGGCCCGCCCCCGCUUGCACCUCGUCGUCUCUUCUCUCGUCUGCUGCCCCGCGAGCCUGCGGCCCCGGGGCUCCCGCCAUCCGCCAACGCCGGGAGCCCGGCCUCCCCGCGCCCUGCCCUCCGCGCCGGGGGCCGCCCGCCGCAGACACGGGACCUGCUUCGAGGCUGCUUUGGCGCCAAAUCCUGAGGUACCACGUACACAGACUUCUCGGCCGGAAUCUCCAGGGAUGACCAGCCCCUCCCCACGCAUCCAGAUAAUCUCCACCGACUCUGCGGUAGCCUCACCUCAGCGUAUUCAGAUUGUGACAGACCAGCAGACAGGACAGAAGAUCCAGAUAGUCACCGCAGUGGACGCCUCCGGAUCCCCCAAGCAGCAGUUCAUCUUGACCAGCCCAGAUGGAGCUGGAACUGGGAAGGUGAUCCUGGCUUCCCCGGAGACAUCCAGUGCCAAGCAGCUCAUAUUCACCACCUCGGACAACCUCGUCCCUGGCAGGAUCCAGAUUGUCACAGACUCUGCCUCUGUGGAGCGUUUGUUGGGGAAGGCUGAUGUCCAGCGGCCCCAGGUGGUAGAAUACUGUGUAGUCUGUGGUGACAAAGCCUCUGGCCGUCACUAUGGGGCUGUCAGUUGUGAAGGUUGCAAAGGUUUCUUCAAAAGGAGCGUGAGGAAAAAUUUGACCUAUAGCUGCCGGAGCAACCAAGAUUGCAUCAUCAAUAAGCACCACCGGAACCGCUGUCAGUUUUGCCGGCUGAAAAAAUGCUUAGAGAUGGGCAUGAAAAUGGAAUCUGUACAGAGUGAACGGAAGCCCUUUGACGUGCAACGAGAGAAACCAAGCAAUUGUGCUGCUUCAACUGAGAAAAUCUAUAUCCGGAAAGACCUGAGAAGUCCUUUGAUCGCCACCCCCACAUUUGUGGCAGAUAAAGAUGGAGCAAGACAAACAGGUCUUCUUGAUCCAGGGAUGCUUGUGAAUAUCCAGCAACCUUUGAUACGUGAGGAUGGUACUGUUCUUCUGGCCACAGAUUCCAAGGCUGAAACAAGUCAGGGAGCUCUGGGCACACUGGCAAAUGUAGUAACCUCCCUUGCCAACCUAAGCGAAUCCCUUAAUAAUGGUGACACUUCAGAAAUGCAGCCGGAGGAUCAGUCUGCAAGUGAGAUUACUCGGGCAUUUGAUACCUUAGCUAAAGCACUUAAUACCACGGACAGCUCCUCACCUCCAAGCCUGGCAGAUGGGAUAGACACCAGUGGAGGAGGAAGCAUCCACGUCAUCAGCAGAGACCAGUCCACACCCAUAAUUGAGGUUGAAGGCCCCCUCCUUUCAGACACUCAUGUCACAUUUAAGCUAACAAUGCCCAGCCCAAUGCCAGAGUACCUCAACGUGCACUACAUCUGCGAGUCUGCAUCCCGCCUACUUUUCCUCUCCAUGCACUGGGCCAGGUCAAUCCCAGCUUUUCAGGCACUUGGGCAGGACUGCAAUACCAGCCUGGUACGGGCCUGCUGGAAUGAGCUCUUCACCCUUGGCCUGGCCCAGUGUGCCCAGGUCAUGAGUCUGUCCACUAUUCUGGCAGCCAUCGUCAACCACCUGCAGAACAGUAUCCAAGAAGAUAAACUUUCUGGCGACCGGAUAAAGCAAGUCAUGGAGCACAUCUGGAAGCUUCAGGAGUUCUGUAACAGUAUGGCAAAGCUGGAUAUAGACGGCUAUGAGUAUGCAUACCUUAAAGCUAUAGUUCUCUUUAGCCCCGAUCAUCCAGGUUUGACCAGCACAAGCCAGAUUGAAAAAUUCCAAGAAAAGGCACAGAUGGAGUUGCAGGAUUAUGUUCAGAAAACCUAUUCAGAAGACACUUACCGAUUGGCCCGGAUUCUCGUCCGCCUGCCAGCACUCAGGCUGAUGAGCUCCAACAUAACAGAAGAACUUUUUUUUACUGGUCUCAUUGGCAAUGUUUCGAUAGACAGCAUAAUCCCCUAUAUCCUCAAGAUGGAGACAGCAGAGUACAAUGGCCAGAUCACCGGAGCCAGUCUAUAGUGCACACCACACGCCUGCUGAGGAGCAAAAGGUUCCUCCGGGACUGCUCAGAGACAAAGAAAAUGAAGUAGUAGUAUUUUGGUAUGUGCAAAUAUUUCCAAUAUGUUCAUCACUUCCUAGCUGGUUUCUUCUUAUCUGUUAAUCCCAGACAAUAGCAACUAAAAGACUAGUAGUAUCCUUUCCUACCAUAAGAAAUGUUUAAUGCCUUUUGAUGAAGCAGAUUUUGGAGUAAUCUUUUAACUCAAUUUGUAUUUAGAAAUUCUCAAAGGGCAAAAAACAAAGUUUUAUAAUGUCAGAGACUAGUAUGAAAACUAAAAGAACUUAAGAGAACAGUAUGUGUGUAUAUAUAUUAAAAAUGUCCUUGGAAUUAAUAACUACUAAUUACCAGGGUAAUAAUAUUAGCACUUUCUAAGCACUUCUUAUCGAUGCAUAAUGUUAGCAACAUCUUGUCUAUUCAUGGGCAAAUGGAAAACUGUAUACAUCUUUUGCCGAAAUGCUAAUGAUUUCUGUGAAAAUGCAAUAGGGUACAGGAGACAAUCAUUUAAGUUUAAGACAAGAAGGCAUCAUUCCUAACUAUAUGCACACAUAGAUGGUAUUGAACUAAAUUCCUGCAAGCAAAUGAAAAUGUGUCUUAUCUGUAUCAUGCAGUAAGUGGGAGUGCACUAGCAAGUCAGUAGUGACCCAAAUCAAAAGCUUCUUCAGUCAGAGCUGAUGCUUGUCACGUUCCCUGACCUCUGGUCCUUGUCUGUGACAGGCAUCUGCAGGCUCCUCCAAACCUGGGCAUCUUCUGAUGACUGGUUCUCAGAAUUGGAUUACUACCAGUCAGACGUUAACUGCCAUUUCCUGCAGCAAUUGACAGUUUGGGCAUUUUGAACUCAGGAUAGUAGCACUUCCUGAAUACAACCUGGGGAGACUGUGGUUUUCAGAUGGGGGGAUGUGGCCUCCCUGGAGUGUGAGGGUUUCCCUCUGGGGUUUCUAUUCCAAAUGCCCCUUGAGAAGAGCCUAUGUUCCUGCAGUUUAGUACUACUAUGGGGAUGGGGAUAUGUGUACAGGAUCUUGCUGCCUGGCUAGAGCAGUGGUGGUAAAGCUGAAUGGAAGGAUUCUCUAUUGACCUUAAAUAUCAGAGUCUUUCAGAAUGUCUCCAGACUCAGCAUCUCUGUUGGCAAGGCUCUUAAUGGUACUGGCCCACCAUGCACUUUGAUUCCCCCAGGUGUGUGCCAGCAUACAAACCCUGGAGCAUUUAGAUGAUGGAUACAAAAACAGGCUGCCUGCUCCUUAAAAAUGACCAUUAGUUCCUAAAGUUAUCUUUCUCAUAACUUGGAGUAACCAUUGUUUACAAGAACAGAAUAUGGUUAUAAGGAAAUUCUAUCUAGAGAAGAGCACCCAUAAAUUCCCAUGGAUGUGAGUUACAGCGAGCAUUUCCUAUUUGGGAAAAUUAGUAUGCCCAAGACAGAGUCACAUAUUUUGCAUUUUCUUUUUAUAUAGCCCACAAUAAGAAAUUACAAUGUAAGGUUAAGUUUCUGUCUCUUAAAUCUUUUGAUCAGAUGGUAUCCAAGAAGAUCCCAAUGCCCCCUGCCUACCAGGCACUCUCUAGUCUGGCUAGGGCAUCAGUCAAGGUGGGUACUUUGUGAGCUGUGUGUGGGUUACAGCAAAAUGGGAUGUUUUAUUCUGAAGUGUAUUAAUAGCACUUUAUGAAAGUCAUUAGUGAGAAUUAAGUGGGGACAGUCUCUCCAAUUCUAAGUUCCAGUUUGGAUUUAAUUAUUAAUAAUCCAUGCCUUGGAAGCAAAUUUUGGAAAAUAGUGAGGGUGUCCAUUAAAAAAUGAUGGAAAGGAUUUAAUCUUACCAGCAUAAAGUUUUGGUUUUCUAACUCUGAAGUGAUACUAAAUUUCAAAAUUAGAACAAAAAACUGGCCAAGACACUGGAAUUAGGGCAGGUCUGUAUCAUUUCUGCUUGUAAAAGGUUUUAGCAGAGGGCAUUUUGAAACAUGUUCAUAUAUCUUACACAGCAAAUUGUCUUCUUUCUUUGAUUUUUAAAAGCAAGCAUGUCUGUUACCACAUUGUGGCUCCCUGGAAAUACAUAUUGUGUCACAUCUUUCAGAUCUUAAGAUCUUAGUUCUCCGCGUUGGUGAACAGGUCCGCAUUGGCCAGCUUCCUCAUUCCCAGGAGCAGUCCCUCGGAGUCCUGUCUUUCAGGCUUUUAGACUCUGGUUGCCUUAAGAUACAGGGCAGCUUAGCAAAGACCUAGGCUGCAAUCCUGACAGAGCCACUGCUUAAAAAUGUUGGGAAGAGGCGAUAACCAGCAGGACAGUGAACUCUUGGAUAGGGAAGUGCCACAAUCCAGCAAGACAGCCCUGGAGAAAAGUCUAUUUAGCUUAGGAAGUUGCUAAUUCUAACCUCGUCCUCUUCCUUGAGUCCCUUCACUAGCAGUGGCUGAUUCCAGUGGACUGUUUUGGGGUUGAGCAUUCCUCAUUAGUUCCUAGAUCCUGUUGGCCUUACCGUGCAGUGGCCUCUUCCUUAAGGAUCAGGUCCAUACAAUCUGAAUUCUCGCCACCCCAAAUCAUUUCAGGCAUUUGACAGCAGGUCUAUUCCAUCUCUUGUCAAAUUGGUUAAAAGAAGUAAGGUCAAGAAUUAUUUAAAGGGAUCCCAAGCAGAUAUUUGGGCUCAACUUUCACAAAUCUUUUUUAACCUGUUAGUAGUUUCAAACUCUAGAUUUAGUGAAGUAAACCAGCCCUCUGCCUACUGAAUCUCUGAGAGAAAUAAGGCAGGAGCAGGAUUCUUUGCCAUGUAGCCUAUUCAGACAUACCCUUCUGCUGGCCUAGCCAGUCCUUCCUCAGUGAGGAGAGGUACACUGGCUAAGGGAGAUGGGGACAGAUAUACACGGUUGCUCUGUGAUGAAGUGGGCUCUUUUCCACUGGUACCUUAGAUACUGUGUUGGACAGGUAUGUGUUGAAAUUUGUAGCUUUCAUUACAUAUAAUCAUAAAAACAGGGCAGGAAGAAACUUAGAAUAAGACCAAAUUACCCACACAAAUACCACUUUCCAAACUAUUCCUGGAAAGUAUUUUUAAGGAAGUAUGUUACCACCCUUCUAAUUUGAGAUUUCUGUGUUUAUUGGGAGUUACAUUAUUUAUUUUCUUAUCUCUGUGGUUGGGGUUCUUUUUGUUUAGGUUUUAUAUUUUAAUUUCAAGUGUAGUCACUUGUGAGAUGUGUUAUAUAAUACCCUUCAAGAGGGAUUUUCCAGCUUGUUACUAUCAGUAUUAAAUGUGGACUCUGUUCUGAGGCAGUUGCCACCAGUCAUACUGAUAACAAUGGACAUGUCUACUCUGGGCUCCCCAAUGUGGCAGCAGUGCACAGACUAGAGCUUACUUAGCAGUUUUGCUUAUUUUGAGGAUAGCCAUGGUAGGGAGCCAAGAAUUAGAAGGGCUCUAGCUGUACCUAGUGCUUUUAUUUUGGGAAAACCACAUCCUGAUCCUAUGGGGGUUUCCAGGAGCAGCCUCAUUCCCUGCCUGCUCUCUGCCUGACAAGCAGCCCUUGGCUGUGGAUCCAAGUUUACUAUGACUUGGUUAGAUUAGUCGGGAAGUACAUGGCCUCCUUUCCAGUGGAAAUGGCCUUUCGUGCAGUGGGGUUACCUGUAGGUGACAUUGUCACUCUUCUGAGCCCAAGUCAUGAAAAGUAUCAUUCGCUUUUAUCUCAGGAGGUCAGUACCCUUUAGAUCCUGGAAAGGUUUGAACAGGCAGAAUGGAUGACCCCAUGCUUGUCUCACUUCCAUUCCCUAGAUUGUGUGACUCUCUGAAAAUGUUUUAACUCUGAUGUGAGUUUGUAAUUGAGACAGAGUGGGUAUGGGUAUCUUGUAUACGGGGCUCUGGAUCUCCCUACGUGCCUCUCAUCAGCAUGGCAUGUCUGUGUCCAGCCCUGAGCUCCCCCCAGCGCAUUGUGCGUGUACAGAUUUAUAGGCUUGUAUGACUGAACGAAUGUACAUGUGUUUAUAUCUUCUAUAUAUGUACAGUGUAUAUAGUGUGUAUGUGUACAUAGAUGUAUAUUAUGUAUACAGACAGGUAGCCACGUAUCCAAACUCUCCUUGUUUUAAAGAGAAUCUAUGAUAAGAGUUGCUGAAGUAAAUUGAUGUGGGUGUUCCAAGGUCCCUCAGCAGGAUGGAUUUGCUGAGAUUUUUACUCCAUUUUCCUUUGGAUGGUCUGGCUGGGAGAGGCCAUGAAGUCAGAAUUUCCACUCUGUACCAGGGAAAGUUCCAGACAGAAAAAGUCCUGACAGGGUAACACUGCUAUGUGUUCUCUAGGGUCAGACAAGGGCUAGGAAGCUGGAAGAUAAUUUAUCCUAAUGUGCAAAAACUAGGUGGGGAUCUUUAACCUGGUUUUCACACACCUACUUAUGGCCUAACUGGAAGGAACUUGGUAGCUCAAGCUAUUGGCAUUCCCAGAGACUCGUUGUCAUGUGGUCAGUUUCAGAAAUUUGUGUCAUGGGGCCUGGCUCCCAGUGUUGUAGCAAUUUCCCCACUUGCUCUGGACUCAGCAGACAGUGGCACUGCCCUGUGAGUAAACAAAUUCCUGUCUAACUCCAGUUGCAAAAAAAACAAAAAACAAACAGCCUACCAGGUCUUUAAAAAUAAGCAUAAAUAUUGAUGGCUUACUUUAUGGCAUAUGUUACAAAUCUUAAAUUAUUUCUCCAACUAUAGCAUGUGAAUGAAAUCCACUGACUUCUCUAAAUUAUGAUUUUUAAAUUUCAGAUACAAUUUUCAUUUUAAUAUGGAUAUGUAGGCCCUUAAAGCUACAGGUGCCAGAUUUUCCUUGUUCAGGUGUAUUCUGGUGAUUUUUUUUUUCCCCUUAAAUCGGGCUUUAACUGAGACACAGCACUCGGAAACCAGGGCUCAGCCCAGCAGUAAUUGCCUGUGGACCUGGUAAGCACAGGGGGCCUGACUGGCCAGGAAGGUUGAAAGCUGGCCUGCUGAAAGAAAUCACUGGAUAACUGCAAAAACUUAAUCCAUGGAUUGCUUUUUUUUUUGUUGGAAUGUUUGAAAAUACUUCAUUGAGACCAUGUAUUCAGUGCCUUUUGUAAGACUGGGCCAUUCAGCCUCCAGCUUCCCCAUCUGUGAUGUAAAGAAGCUCUGCUGCUUCACUGGCCUCCCAGCAGUGAUUGUCACCUUUCCCAUGUCUUUGCCUGUUGUGACAAUCACUAUUGAAAGUAGCUUUCCAGUUCAAGUAACAGAAAUGGAAGUUUGACAGUCUCUAAAUGAAUCUUUAAAAAAAAAAUUUUCCUUCGGAGCUAUUUAUCCUAGCAGCAAUCUAAAAAUAAACUGAGACCUUUUAAAAAAAUAUCUUGGGGUAGGGACUGUCUGAGAUGUUUUUAGUGCCCCGCUAUACUUUAAGCAGACAGUAAUUUUGGUGUCUCAAAAUGUAUACAUACAGCAUAGAAAAAAGUGCUAUAAAAAAAUAAGUGCUGAAAAAAAUGCUCAGCAACAUUUAUCAGUUGACAGACUGUGAUAAAGCUUAAUUAAUAUUUGGAUAACAUUUGGAUGUAGACUUUACAUGAAAAAUGGCUUUUCUCUAGGAAAGUUUAAUCAUUUUAACCACCAGAACAUUUAUGGACUCAAAUGCUGCUGCCACAUACAACUCAAGUGCUGGAAUAUUUUUCUAUAUCCUCCCAAUUAUCUUGUAAACCAGUGUUCAACUAGUUUUAUAACUGAAAAGCUGCACAUUUUUUCAUAGUACAAGACCAUAGUUUUUACCUGUAGUUUGGACCUCUGUUUAAAUGUAGCUAAGUACUACCAGCCCUUUUACAAGACGUCUGUUAAAGGAAAAUUCGGGUGUUAGAUUUUCUUGGGACCGUUUCUGUAACCUCCGCCCUUCCUAAUACAGAAAAUAUUGUUUAUGCCAUUACAUUUUAAUUCCAGGUUUAAAACCUGUUGAAAGCUGUAGCUUGAAAUCAGCUUUGUUUAUGUGAUGGCAUUUAAAAAUAGCAUGUUCUUUUUAAACUGAAUUUUAUAUCUAAUCAAUGUCUUCAGUCUUGAAGAAGAAUUUGCAUUGUUGUGUUUGUAUAUAGAGUAUUGCAGUGCAUGAAUUAGCUUUAUGCAUUUUAUUAAAUGCUCUUUCAAUGUGGCAUUAUUGUUGUGGCUUAAUACUACUACCUAAAUGAGGUUUAUACUAUUAAAAGUUAAUUGAA